AUGUCAACGACAAAUGAGUUUCAGCAACAAGAAAAACAAAUAAGAGAUAACACAAGCUCUUCGCAUCAUUCCCCUGUCGCCAUCUCUACUAAAAACUUUCUUUUACUACCAACUAGACUUUUAUCGUCGGCGAUAAAAUUGUUCAGUCAAGAGUAUAAGACUAACUUAAUCAAUAGUAACAACAAUAAUGAUCAUCUGAUAUUAGACGAAGAUUCACGAAGUGAGCUUUCCUCAUUAUCACCGUCAGAAUGUUCGACACCCAUAACCGAAGACUUAGAUAAUUGGCCGGAGGUUAAAUUAUUCGACAAUGAAUAUCAUAAUGAGUUGUUGAACGAAUAUCUUAAAGCUCAUGUUGAAAAAUCUUUGUUAAUUGGAGAGAAACAAGAAAAAAAGGUGAUAUCAACAUCACCAACACCAAACUCGAGAAAAGAACAAAAGAAUAAACACACUUUGUAUUUUGAUAAUUUGAGUGAUCUUUUAGCAGAUGACUUUGAGGAAGAUGGCGACAAAGAUAUUAAAUUUCUUGAUAAUCCAUUUUACGAAUACGAUGAAUUAUUCUCACCGCCAUUUAAUCAUGAAGAAAAUGAUCAAUACUCAAGUGAAGAAGAUGAAGAAAACUAUAAAAUUGAAGACAACAGAUACAACGAAGAAU
Messenger RNA from Ambispora leptoticha, 652 nucleotides. The record is from the annotation of a GenBank genome assembly. NCBI's taxonomy places the organism in Eukaryota, Fungi, Glomeromycota, Glomeromycetes, Archaeosporales, Ambisporaceae.